Anneissia japonica is the source of this 939-nucleotide messenger RNA. Its product is annotated as delta-like protein C. Gene Ontology annotation, molecular function: calcium ion binding; Notch binding. Gene Ontology annotation, cellular component: membrane. Lineage: Eukaryota; Metazoa; Echinodermata; Crinoidea; Comatulida; Comatulidae. The record is from RefSeq and is a predicted model, not a curated record. The transcript has 7 exons. Bases 1 to 939 code for a protein of 312 amino acids. Gene Ontology annotation, biological process: Notch signaling pathway; cell communication.
AUGGAGGGUUUCCUCUUUGUCUGGUGCGCUACGAAAGUUGAAAUCAAAUUUGUCAGUUAUAUAAACCCAACAAGUGAAGACUACAAUGGUGGAUGUUGCGAUGGUGUGUUUGGGAACUGUGGUAAUAAAUGCGAUAAUCGCUUCUACUUCUGCCUUGAUACGCCUGGAAGUUCGUCAGAUUUUGACCAAUGUCCCUUAGGUAGCAUUAAUAUGGGUGAGGUUUACGCGAACAAUGACGAUUUUACAUUUCCUGUGGGCGCCGGGGCAGCCGGAGGAAUAGACAAUCCAUAUAUUUUCACUAUGACGACGUUUACGAAUGGAAUUCGUAUCAAAGGAAUUGUGCACGACAACGACGGUGGUAAUGGAGAUGACCAGAUAGAUCAAUACAAACACAAUAUAUACUUUACGCCUGCUCGUACGUCAUCACAAUCAACCUGGGCAUCCGUAACAAUCACAGGAAGACGGUCGAGCCUAGACAUCCAGGUCAGAGGCUACUGUACUACCUAUUACUAUGGAAGUACGUGCAGCGUCUUUUGUCGAGCUCGUGACGACACUACCGGUCAUUAUUCCUGCAGCAGUUCUGGGGGAAAGAUAUGUCUGUCAGGUUGGCAGGGAACCAGUUGUAAUCAAGACGUGAAUGAGUGUCUAUCCUCCCCCUGUGUUAACGGAGCUACGUGUGCUAAUGGACUCAAUAGGUUUACUUGUACUUGUGCUCUAGGUUUUUAUGGAACAACCUGCGCUUCAGAGUUGAAUGAAUGCUCAAGUAAUCCUUGUCAAAAUGGUGGCACAUGUCAGGACGUCAUUAACGGAUACACAUGCUCAUGUACACUUGACUGGUCAGGUAAUAGAUGUCAGACAAACAUAGAUGAAUGUUCCAGUACUCCAUGUCUGAACUCUGCGACAUGUAAUGACCUAAUCGGAGGGUUUCAACCAAGUUAA